AUGAAGGCAUUUGCUGUGGUGCUGGCUAGCUACAAGAACAAUGUGACGAUUACGGCCACGCCGCAAGGGCAUGGUGAGGCUACACAGCAGAAACGAAGUCGCAAGGGCCUGCUUUCAUCCAACGCACUGGAGGACAUCAUUGCAGGUGUUUCGACGUAUGCAUUUGUGCUGCUGCCCGUCAAUUUCGGGGGCACUCACUGGGGAUGUCUCGUUGUCGACCGAGAUGCCAAACAAGUGAAGACGUACGACAGCAAGAAUGGCAAGCGCAAUAAGCAGAGGUUGAAGAAGAUCGCGAGUGAGCUUAUUGCUGCAAAUGCGACUAUUGCGAGCUACACGACUGUAGAGGUGACCGAGCCUCUUCGGUCCGACAGUGAUAGCUGCGGUGUUUUCGUGUGUCGCUUCUUCUGGACCUGUGUUAGCGACGACGCUCCAAGUGAUGUAACGCCGACGGGUAUCACAAGCUACGCUGGGCAAUGCUGGAAGCAAUCCUGA
Molecule: messenger RNA, 492 nt
Organism: Phytophthora sojae
Lineage: Eukaryota; Oomycota; Peronosporomycetes; Peronosporales; Peronosporaceae
Exons: 1
Coding region: 1-492 (163 amino acids)
Biological process (GO): proteolysis
Molecular function (GO): cysteine-type peptidase activity
Source: RefSeq, a predicted model, not a curated record